Ostrea edulis (European flat oyster) is the source of this 5198-nucleotide messenger RNA. RefSeq lists its product as uncharacterized. The record is from RefSeq and is a predicted model, not a curated record. Lineage: Eukaryota; Metazoa; Mollusca; Bivalvia; Ostreida; Ostreidae. The transcript is spliced from 8 exons. Bases 335 to 4447 code for a protein of 1370 amino acids. Gene Ontology annotation, molecular function: protein binding.
GAAAUUACUUCCUAUUUCAGUUAGAAAGCGCGAACGAAAUAAAUAGUAUUUAUGGUGCAAGGGAGGCGACUCUAAUAGCGAGCACUGAGUUUACAAAUAUUCAAAUCGCGCCGUAUUUGUCUCUCUUCUUGUAUAUAAAUGUGUAGCAAUUGAUCGAUACUCUGCUCGAUCCUACUACUGUGGAUGUUUAAACAUUUAAAAUUACGAAGUUAUGCAUGAGCAGUCAAGGGGAAAUAUAUCCACGAAGAGAGGAAGUUAUAUCGCACUCAUUCAUUGCGUGAAUAUAUGUUUUAACCGUCUUGCUUGACCAACAGUUGAAGGGUCUAUAAAAAAAAUGUUUCAUGGAUACAGAUACCCUGUUUAUCCGGUGACAUCAUGUCCUCCGGAUGAUGCGGCCUGGGAGUCGGCCUCUAGGCGGAGAAACUGCAGUCGUGACAUCGUCAAAAACCGUUACAUCUGCGUACCCAAUCAAAGCAAGACUUCACUGCUGGAGUUCUGCUAUGAUGAAAUCAGACCUAUGGUUCAACCUGGAAACUGUAUAGAAUUAGCCGGUACAGGAACUUUAAAUCAGCAGAAAUGUUCUACGUUUAGGGAGGGAUGCCCGACAGACCCUUACUUCAGCGAUCUGAUAUACAAAAAUCCUGCUUGUUUGCAAAUCAACACCAUCAACGGCUGUUAUGUUGCUGACCCAAAGUGUCCAAACAAAACGGAUAGAGAUAGUACGCUCACACCGGCUAACACAACUGCAUAUCCCAUACCCAGCACAGAUGGAAGUGGUAGCGUCUGGAUAGCUGGUGCUUUCGUCGGAACUGUCGUGGUCAUCUUAAUCCUUUCAGUACUAAUACUGCUAUUUCUUCGAAGAAGACACGGGCACCGAAGACGCGGUGGUGGAAAGUCUACACGUUCAACAAACCUGCUGUUGGGAUCAGAGGAAGAAGACGGGGUUGACGAAAAUAUUGAAAUUCCAGAAACAUCAAUAGGACGAAAAUCUAGCUCUUCUAUGACACCGAAAGUAUGUGAUCUUGGUGUACGUCCUGUUACGAUAGAGUCCCCAUUCUACAAAGAAACAAGAGCAUUUAUGGCUGUAAAAGACGCCAUAGCAAAGAAUAAUUGUGUUCUUAUAAUUGGUGAACCCGGAUGUGGAAAAACGGCAAUGAUGAAUGAAGUAGCUAACAGUCUGAUUGCAGAUGAUUAUGACAUACAGGAAGUUUUCACUUUCCAAGAUAUCAAAUCGUAUCCAGACAAGAGGAACCUUUACAUUUUUGAUAAUGCCUUUGGAAUAUUUGGAUGUGAUAUUUCAUUCAUAGACAUCUUAGAUAAUUUUCGAGAUAUCAAGACACUGCUGAGAAGUAAAUACAAUAAACUUAUCAUAACAUGUAGGCUUACCGUGUAUAGAAAAAUGCAACAAUUCAAUUUUCCGUCCGUGAUGAAAGUUGUGAAUCUUUCUGAUCCUUCAAUUUCCCUGUGUUGUCAAGAGAGGAAUAAUCUGCUUCAGCAGUUUUGCAGUUAUCACCAGCUGUUGCUGCCAGAUGUUAAACUAUUAGCGGGUUGCAUAAACCAGUCUUUUCCACUAUUGUGCACACUUCUAUUUGAGGUUGAUGAAUUAAGAGCACAUGCGGCUGAUAUUUUUGAAAAUCCCAUUGCAUCACUUCUUGAAUUCUUUGAUUCUUUAAGGCAAGACAGACCACUUACCUAUAUUUGUCUUGUAUAUUGUGCACUACAAUGCCCCGUGCAUUACCCUUUAAAUAAUCCCAAAAAUUGUUCUGAGAAAGAAAACUCCGUGAUUAGGUCAUGCGAAAAAUACUACAAGGGUGUCUCCAUGGAAAUGGUUCAACAGGAAUUUGAUCAAAUAGUAAAAACAACAGCAUGGCUACAAAAAAAGAGAAACACCAGUACUUACAUUUUUAAGCACACCUAUGUGUAUGAAAUACUUGCAUAUCAUUUUGGGAAGAGUCACCCAGAUGAUUUCUUGGCAUCCAUGGCUUGUAAUUACAUCGCAGAAAAAUGUUUGGUGAGAAGUGAGACAGAAAAAAAUGUUUAUGGGGAACAGCUGUGUUUACUUACGGACAACGAAAGAUUGAAAGACAGACUUUUUGCUGAUAUAGAUGAUGGUGAAUAUGUUGAUGUAUUCACAAACGAAUGUUGGAAAAAUGAUGGAUUUCGUGAAACCUUUGUGAGAUCUGUGCGAGAAAUGACAUCAGAGGAUCGUGUAAAAACGUUUUUCAAUUCCACUUUGGUAAAACGGAGACCUUAUUUGAUUAAAAAAUCUAAUAAAAACCCAAAGAACUAUAUUUCUUUGAAGAGCAAUGAUGCCGGAUGGUUUCGUGAGAAACUUCUAGAAGAUCGGACGGAGACAGUGGAGGGUGAUUACAUUUACCAUGAGGGAAAGGUCAAAGCCAUAAGUUGGGUGAUAGGAUAUGGACUGCAUGACGUUCUUACGGAGCUAGUCAAUAAAGAAGAAGACAAUAAACAUUGGAUAAGUCAUGCAGAUUUAACAAGAAAUGCUGAGCAGCUCAGACUGCUGAUGUUGGCAAUCCUCAGUGAAAAUCAGGAAACUUUGAUGAUUGUUUUGGGAAAUGUGAAUUCUUGUAACAUCAAUACUUCAUGCUUCUCCUUGGCCAAAAUUGACGGGGAUCAAUGUGAGAAGAUAUACUUAAAUAAGUAUAAGAGAUUUACUCCAUUAACAAUUUCUUGCUAUAAAGGAUUUUCCAGUGCAAUUAAAACACUUGUGGAAAAGGGAGCCGAUGUCAAUUUAAGAGAUCAGAAUGGAAGCUGUCCCUUAGUAUUAGCUUGCCGAUUUGGUGCAUAUUCUGAUGUCGAAUACCUGGUGAAUCGCCAGGCUUCUGUUUUGUGUAGGUCGGAAAAUGGCGAUUCACCUCUUAUUGCCGCUAUCAUCGGCAAUGAUUUGGAAAUUGUUCAGUUUCUUCUCAGCAAGAAAGCAGAUGUCAGUGAGAGCAACAAGAAGAUGAGAACUCCGCUCUAUUACGCGGCUAGAGGGGGGUCUCUGGACAUAGUCAAACUCUUAGUAGAAGCAAAUGCAGCGGUAAACGAAACUGACGAGUUUCAAAAGUUUCCGUUAUACUGGGUCGCUCAACUUGGCUAUUUUGAAAUAGCAUGUUAUCUUAUAGACCAUGGCGCUGAGAUUGAUCAGUGUGACACGAAGGGGAAAACUCCACUUUAUUGUGCAGCAAAGCGAGGAUACCUCAAAAUUGUUAAAGUUCUUGUCAAAAAUGGAGCUUCCAUAAAUUGGACAACUACAAAGAACAGAACGGCGCUUUACAGAACUGCGAAGAGAGGACAUUUUGAACUGUGUAAGUUUCUGUUGGACAAAAAAGCGAAUGUCCAUAAAACGGACUGUCAAGGCUACACUGCUUUAUAUUGGGCUUCUAAAAAGGGUCAUUUUAGUAUUGUAAAGUUGUUACUGAAUCAUAAUGCUUCUCCGAAUAAUCAGUCUGAUGGAGGAAAAACAGCAUUGUACUGGGCAGCACAGAGAGGCCAUUUAGAUAUUGCAAAAUCUCUCGUCGAGAAGGGAGCUGAUGUUAAUAUAGAAGAUGCGAGCAGUAAGUCUCCUUUGUACUGUGCUUCGAAGCGUGGACAUAAGGAAUUGGUAGAAUUUCUUCUUGAACAUGGUGCAGAUGUCAACACGAGAAACAUCAAGAACAAAUCAGCACUGUUUCGCGCGUCUAAGAGAAAUCAUUUGCAUGUUGUUGAAGUUCUCAUAGAAAAAGGAGCGGAUGUGAACCUUUCCAACAAUGAUGGUGAGUCUCCACUUUAUUGGGCAGCCAAAAGAAAUCAUUUGGAAGUUGUCGGUAAACUUUUGAGUGCCAACGCUAACGUAAACAGUUGCUCAAAUCUACAGCAGACACCUUUGUAUUGGGCCUCUCAGCGAAGCAACUUGGCCGUUGCUAAAGCUCUCGUUAAAAGCGGCGCAGACGUAAAUAAGGCAGGGAAAAACAAUAAAUCACCACUUUAUUGUGCAGCAAAACGGGGUUGUUUACCUAUUGUAGAACUUCUCGUGGAGCAAGGAGCUGAUGUUAAUACCAGAAACGUAAAACAACAGUCAGCACUGCUUCGGGCCUCGAAAAGAAACCAUAAAAACGUUGUGACAUACCUUGUGAAUAAAAACGCUGACGUCAAUCUUGGAGAUAACCAUAAAGAAACGCCACUGAAAUGGGCGGCAGAAAAUGGACAUUAUGACGUAGUCGUGAUUUUGUGUGAAAAAGGAAGUGACGUCAAUGCAUUUAAUUCUGAACAUAAAACACCGCUCUACUGCGCUGCAAAACAUGGCCGCGAAAAUAUCGUUCAAUAUUUAUUAGGAAAGGGGGCUAAUAGUGAUCUUCAUGACAGACAUGGUCACUCGCCAUUAUCCAUGGCAAGGGAUGCUGGAUACGAUAAUAUUGUUCAAAUCAUUAACUCUGCAAAAUAUGCAUCAACACCGACCUAUUAGAUUUUUUUACGUUACCGAACUAGAUCAAUCGUAAGAAAUAAUGGAUUUAAAUUCCGCUAUAAGUGUUCUUCGUUUUGAGUAUUAAUAAUCUUUAUCUUUCAAUAUGUAUUUGAGUAAUAGGUGUCUUUUCUGCUUAAGUACGGCUUGAAUUGGUAAAUGGUCAUGGCAUUUGAAAAACAACAUUAUUAAAAGCAACUUAAUACAUUUUGUCAACACUGUACACAUAUAGGAGUUAUGAUAUUGGUCACUGUUCGUUAUCUUCACAAUUUCAUAGUAAUAAAAAUGUUUUCGUCAAUUAUUCAAUGUUUUCUGGAAUCGGGAUUUUAACAUCUUUCAUUUAUUAAUACCCUUCUCUUCAUUACUCGUUUGUUUGAUUUUAUCUUAAGAUUAUUUUUCAGUAAGUGCAUGUAACAUGAAACUUGUUUGACAAUAUUACACACAUUUUGUCAACAAUGUAUGCAUAGUAACAAAACUGUUUGAGUCAAAUAUUCAAUGUUUUCUUGAAUUGAGAUUUUCAGCAUCUCCUUUAUUCCUUGAUACAAUGUACCCCUUUCUUUAUUACUUGUUUGUUUUUGUAAUGUUUGAUUGUUUUGUUUUUAUUUAAAUAUGUACAUGUAACUUGAAAUUAUCUUUGUGAUAUUGCUAUACAACAGUUAUUUAAAAACCUUCAUAAAUUCAAACAAACCUUAUGACCUUUACCCUUACCAAAUACUUUACUUCCCUCUUUCGUAAAUAAAGACACCAUAACAAG